ACUUUGUGAAUUUGACAGUCUGUUGAUAGGUUAUAUUUAUCGUUACUUUUGUGAUUUGUGAAAUAAAGUUCUAACAAAAAUCACUUAAACACAUAAUCAAAAAAACUCUAUAUAAAAAGCAAUUAAGACAUUGAUUAAGACUAAUGGUUAGCCUCUUUAUAAAUGGUGUAUAGUCUUUAUGCAUAAUUCUGAAAUGUCUAAAGAGGGUGAGAAGCUGCAUAAAGACGACCAGAUUACCAGCCCUAAAAGAGGAAUAUCUCUAUCUAUAGAUACACCAUCUCCUGGAACAAUAAAAAGGAAAUUCCCUGGACCUGCAGGAAUUUUACCAGAUGAAACCCAAUCAAAUUCUGAUAUUGACUUUUCUUCUCAACAAACUUGUUUGAUGUUUGAAGAAGGCCCAUGGAAAGAUAUGUCAAAAGAUUUUAAAAUAAGCAAUACCCUGUAUCUUUUUGACAAAUUCAAUAUUGCGUGGAUUAAAAAAGAAGCACUAGCAAAUCAUUUUGUAAAUGAAAAAGUGCCAUUUUUGGUGGCAGUUUUGUGUUCUUUAGAAAUAUCAGAAGGUCAGAAGCAGAAAUUAGUUAAUAUUACAUUAAAAGACUUAACAGGUUCAAUUCAAGGAACAAUUCACUACAGCCUUUAUAAAACAUUUGAAAAGUUACUUACAUUAGGUUCUGUAUUAGUCAUUAUACAGUUUGGAGUCCUAUCAUGUACCUGUGAUAAAUGUGAUAACCACCAUAUAACUAUAACAUCAAAAAACUUAAGUGCUAUUUAUGGUCCAAGAGAAAAAAGCAUCAUUUCAACUAUAGAACCAGAACAUCUUUUAAGAAAUUACUACACCAAAAAGAAAGAAUCAGACAAUUUACCACAUAAUGAGAAAUUAAACACAACAAAAUCAGUUGAAACAGUGAGAAACAAAUGUUAUACACAGAUAUCACAAAGACCUUUACUGUUAUUUUCCAAUGAAAAAGUAUUGGAUAAGUGCAAUGUUAUGAAAAAAAGUUCAAACUAUAUUUUUCCUACAGUAAAAAAUAAUAUAUCUAGGCAGAAUGCGAUAGAUAAUAUUCCGUCAUCUAAAAUUGAGUUACAUUCUAAUCAAUCCACUACAACUGAAUAUAAAAUUUCUCAGAGAGUAAGUAAUUAUAAAUCUAAUGACAAUAUAAAUUGUAGUCAAGGUAAUAAAAUACAAAAUGAUGAGCACAAAGAAGCAUAUAAAGCUCUUUUAGAAGGCAUAGACAUGAAAACUUUUUUUGAUGAAUUUUGAAUUGAUGUGGAUCAGUUUAAAAAGUGUCCUUUUAGGUGUAAAGAAGAUUUCAGUUCAAUAAACAAUCAUUACAAUAGUAUAAUGGUAUUCCAAUAAGUUAAUAUACAUAUUUAUUUGUUAAGGCGCAAUCUCACGACUCGUGUACUUGACAAACAUUUGUAACUGGUAUACAGGGUAUACACGGCGUGCCGGGCAUCUUUACAGAAUUGAAUUUCUAAGAUAUUUAUUAUAGGAACUACGCCACACUCCCGCCACACCCUGUACGCCAAUAAAAAAUACUUGCCAAGUACACGAGUCGUGAGAACCCGCCAUAAAAUAGCCUCUAUAUGUUAUAAAAAUUAUACAAAUAAAACAAUAUUGUUUUUAUUACUAAA
This is a messenger RNA of Sitophilus oryzae (rice weevil), 1635 nucleotides long. RefSeq lists its product as uncharacterized. The record is from RefSeq and is a predicted model, not a curated record. Bases 179 to 1261 code for a protein of 360 amino acids. Gene Ontology annotation, biological process: recombinational repair. The transcript has 4 exons. NCBI's taxonomy places the organism in Eukaryota, Metazoa, Arthropoda, Insecta, Coleoptera, Curculionidae.